This is a messenger RNA of Oryctolagus cuniculus (rabbit), 7298 nucleotides long. NCBI's taxonomy places the organism in Eukaryota, Metazoa, Chordata, Mammalia, Lagomorpha, Leporidae. The record is from RefSeq and is a predicted model, not a curated record.
UCAGAUAUUUCAUUUUAGCUAUUUAUAAGCAUAAUACUAUAGUGUUACUAUCUAAAUAAUAACCUAACAUAUCUAUAUAUUACCUGUUAGUGGGGUUUUAAUGGCUUGACUUUUAAUAUGCAUUUGUUCAUUAGUUUAAAAAUCACUAAUUUUUUUACACUCUGUAAAAUAUUUGCAUGGGAUUUUCAGCAUAUUUGUGUAACUGGUGUACUUUUUUCCUGAGUGUCAGUUUGUGUUAUAAUAUAGUCUCACAGAAAAACUCAUACCAUUCUUGUUUCCAUAAGGACAAUUUGUUAGGUGACAAGCACUGGAAAUAAAUAUCACUGAUUCCACACAUACUGAUAUUUCUUCCUAGAAAAUUUUUGUCAUGGAAAUCACAAAAUGAAAAUUGGUGCUUUUAUAUAUUCUGGAGCUCUCAAUGCAAAAUAAUUAAAUGAAAUUCUCCUUGGCUUUCUGUAAAGAUAACACCUGCAGCUGAGUGAACUUUAAUCUGGAUUCAGAAUGUUUUUGACUUUCAUUGGUUUGGUUAAUUUGGUUCGGGUUCUGGUGUGAAAAAUCUGUUCUAAUUACUUAUCGAGCAAUUGUGUUGAUCAAUUAAUUCCUUUUCCUGACAAGUUCUAAUUAUCAUGUCCCAAAUCUUUGAGUUUUUAGGAUAUUUGUAAACCACAGAGUAUUGGAUUAUUUUGCUAUUCCUAAAAAGCAAUAUAUUCAAAUAACUGCCAACCAAAGUGAUACUGUUGGGGAUUCCAUUUGUAUAUGAUGAUUAUUUAUAAUAUAAUUCUCACCACAGUCAACAAACCUGAAUAUGUUUAUUACUAACUUUGCCAAAUUUUCAACUUUUAGAAACACAAGAGUAAGUCAUUGGACCUUAAAUGAUCAUUUUGAAAUCACAGAAUUUUUGCCCUUCCACUUGUAUCUUGCACUUAAUAUAUGUAGCAAUAUUUACUGUCAUCCCAUCACAAAUAUUUAAGUGACUUAGUUAAUGGCUGAUGUUUUGUAUAAAGUAGAAUCUGUACAGAAAAAUAUAUUAGAUAAAUUGUAUUUAUUUUUUAUUAUUUUUUAGCUUAGACACUAUAUUGAUGCUCUCUUUUUGCCAGAAUUACUGGAAGUGCCUCUUGGUUUUAUAUAUAUAUAAAUAUAUUAAUAUACCAUAAAUAUAUACUCAAAAUUAUUAAAGCUGUGUCAUAGAUGAUCAAUGUGGAUGUUACAAUGUGAAGAUAAUGUAUAAUAUAAAAACAAUUCUGUGGUAUCAUGUUUGAUGUAGUUAUUUGUACAACCCAAGUCUUCCAGUCUUCUGAAGGCAUCUUUUCUCUCUCAUAUCCAUCUUCAGUGACUUGGUAGUCAACACCUCAGUAAUGAGAUCCACUGGCCAAUUUCCAAGGAACCCCUAGGAGCUUGUAAUCCCACAGUAACAACUCUCUCCCCAAUCAGUGGUGAAUUCUUAAGAUCAUCAUCAUCUUCUACCACCAACCUGUAUUGUUUCUCUAAUCAAAGAGCAUCAAAACCAAGGUGCCAAAACUUGGGCAUUCACCUUCAGAGUUCUGUAACAUACACAGUGCUGCCUUUUGUUUUAUGAAUCCAGUGCACAUCAUCCUCUACAGAUUGCCAGUGGAUGCCCAACACAUGCAAUAUUUCAUUGCACACACAUGGAAUUAUUUUUGUUCUGCAUGUUUGAAAAGCUUUAGAAUUGUUUGAAUGAUUCAAAAACAUUUUUUUUGAGAUUCUUUGGGAUUUUAUUGUGUUGAAGCCACUCUUUUUUUUUCCAUUUUAUGAUAUAAUGUGACAAGCAAUUUAACCUAAAUCCCUAGAAUCUUCUGGAACAAUUAUAUUAGCUAUUAAGCAGUUAAUUCAUAACAAUACAAAAGCAACAAAAUCAUAACUUUAGAGACAGGCAUUUGAUGUAGUGGUUGGGAUGCUGACUGGGACACCUUCAUCCUAUGUUGAAAUACUGGGACCGCUGCCCAGUCCAACUCCUGACUACCAGAUUCUUGCUGGUGCACACCCUAGAGGCAGCAGUGACAGCCCAAGUGUUUGAAUCCCUUCCAUAGAGCUGGAUUGGUGAUUCAUGAUUCUGGAUUCUCUUCCCUCCCCAAAGGUUGCUAUGCGUAUUUGGGGAGUGAAACAGCAGAUGGUACUUCUCGUCUAUCUCUGUCUCUUAAGUCAAUCAUAAAAAUAAAACAGUAAUACUUCCAUCAGUGCAUGGGCCUUCAGAGAGCCUAACAAGAAUGUGAUGGAAACUGAUAAAACUGAAUCUAAACUCUCUUAAAACUUUUUUAAUGAACUCAAAUGCAGUACUCGGAAACAAAAGCAAAAUGUGAGUGUUGCCCAAAAUUCCCAAGGAACUCUUUAAUCUACAAGUAUUGAUUUCCCCAUUACCUGUGAGAUGAAAUUUCAACUCCUAAACCUCAUAUUUUGAAAAUGAUUUUUCUUUUGUCAUUUUUUGAAAGGCAAACAGAAGUAGAUGUCCUACAUGAGUAUCAGGGACCCAACUACUUAAGCUGUCACCUGCUGCCAUCCCAUCACUUGUGCAUUAGAGGAAGCUGGAAUCAGGAGCAGAACCAGGUCUCAAACCUAGGUACUCUGAUAUGGGAUGCAAGUAUCCCAAAUAGCGUCUUGAUCACCGUGCCAAAUGCCCGGCCCAGUCUCAUAUCUUUAAAGGUCCAUUCAAUCUGGCUCAGACUAUCCAUUUCUACAAGGAACCAUCACUUAGUAUUUGUUUCUUUUUCUUAGAUGAACAGGUCAUCACUUAGAUUCUUUGUUUCUCUGGGUAUAUGUACACUCUCUAUUUCUUAGUAUGCAUGUGUAUACACACAUGAACAUACACAUUCUUCCUCACACACAUAGCACAGCAGGACAAGUUUGACUGUGUCUGCUUGAGUUUCAGAUUUCACCCCUCUCCCAGGGCUUCCCUUGUACCAUGAUGCUGUGGUCCUCAGAGCAAAGGAGACAAAGUGGAGCAGCCUAGUCUGAACUGAUUUGGUGUAAGGAAGAGAUAAAUGAUGUGGUAUUAAGAGUGAUGAUGGGUAAGUUCUAACAGAGCCUGAGAUUCAUGCUGGAGGAAGGGUGACUACAGCUGCUACCUGAAUUAGGAAACCUCAGAGAUCAGGUGAGUGUGGUAUCGAUCACACUAAUCCACACUUCAGCCCUUUGAACCACAUGGGUGGAGCUUGUGAUAUGAUCGCAAAACCCUGUUUAAUGCAAUAAAAAAAGAAGAGUUCUUUGAAAAUCUCCUUACUAGGGUAGAUUAAACAACAGUCAUGGGGUACUUGGUGUCCUGAACAUUCUUUCUGAUGCCAUCCCUGGCAUCGGGAAGAAUCCCCAGACCCACCUGUACAGAGGUCUGUCAGUGUAAUGUAUUAGUGAGUUGCCAGUGUGCCUUGUGUCCUCUGUGCUCUGGGACCACACAGAACAGGGGAGGGAGCUGGGGAGUGUUGGCUUCCUACUUUGCAGUAAGCACUCAGAGGGGUAGAAUAGCAGCUUGUCCUACAAACUAACUUAAAAUGUUUGUGCAAAAUGGAAUUAGCCAACAAGUUGGUUUUGGUACAAAGAAUUAUGAAUUCACAGCAUAUGAGGGGUCUUCAAAAAAUUCAUGGGAAAUGUGUGUUAUGGAACAAUUAUGCAUGAUGUUUCAAAACUGUUUGUGACUUUUUGAAAUACCCUAAUAGUGUCUGGCUUCUCCCUGACAGAUGCGAGAGGUGAACACACAGAAGGCUGUUCUCUCAUCUACAGGACUUUGACACUGAUACGAAUGGUAUAUGAGCUUUCCCUUUCUGCCAGAAUACAUUACCACACGCAUGAUGACUUGAACAUAAUGUGAAUGCAUUAGCUCUGUAGACGACGUUUGCUCAUCCCUGGCCUAGAGCGGCAAAGUGGAAUGUGAGACCAAGGAAAGAUACAACCCCAUGCACAGUCCUUGACCCAGAAAUGGAGGAUGUCAACAACUGCUGAUGUCUCUGAGAUUUAACUCUUUCUGCAAAGAGCUCUACAGAGCUUUGAUCUGACCUGAGAGGUGUUUCCUGCAGAUUGUAGAAUCCCAGUAGGAAAGGAAACCAUGCAGUGAUUUAACCCAACAGUGGUAAAACAAAGAACAAAAACAAACAAAUAAGCAAAACAAAAGGGUCCCAGUGAUGUCCCUAAGGAAAGGCUGGCUUAAAAGCUACUUGGAAGGAAAAGGCUGUCCCCACCUGCCAAAAUGGCUCCGAUUGCUGUGGAGUGCACCUCACUAUCCUCUUUCCAUCUGCGUUCCUGAGGUGCAGCCUCUGGCUGUGCACAUUGGGGAACUGGCUGUCUCUGAUCACCACCUCCAGAACAGCUUCAAAGGACAUUUUCAUAAUGGAUACUUCAUCCAAAGAAAAUAUCCAGUUAUUCUGCAAAAAAUCAUUGCAGCCUGUUGGAAGUCCUUCAUUUGAAACAGAGUAUCCUUCCUCAGAGGCAAAAGAACCAUGCUGUGGUGAGCUAAAGAUGUUCCUGGGGGCCUUGUCUUUUGUUUACUUUGCAAAAGCAUUGGCCGAAGGCUAUCUGAAGAGCACCAUCACUCAGAUAGAGAGAAGGUUUGAUAUUCCCUCCUCACUGGUGGGAGUGAUUGAUGGUAGUUUUGAAAUUGGGAAUCUCUUAGUUAUAACAUUUGUUAGUUACUUUGGAGCCAAACUUCACAGGCCAAAAAUAAUUGGAGCAGGGUGCCUAAUCAUGGGAGUUGGAACAUUGUUCAUUGCAAUGCCUCAGUUCUUCAUGGAACAGUACAGAUAUGACAGAUACUCUCCUUCAUCCAAUUCCACUCUCAGCUUCUCUCCAUGUCUUCCAGAGUCUAGAAGUCAAUUAUCAAUCUCAGUUAUGGAAAAAUCAAAACCUCAAAUAGAUAAAGAAUGUGAAGCUGAUGCCAGCUCCUCCAUGUGGGUUUAUGUUUUCCUGGGAAACCUUCUUCGUGGCCUGGGAGAGACUCCCAUACAGCCUCUAGGCAUUGCCUACCUGGAUGACUUUGCCAGUGAAGACAAUGCACCUUUCUAUAUUGGGUGUGUGCAGACAGUUGCAAUUAUAGGACCAAUCUUUGGCUUCCUGUUAGGCUCAUUAUGUGCCAAACUCUAUGUUGACAUUGGCUUUGUAAACCUAGAUCAUGUAACUAUUACCCCGAAGGAUCCCCAGUGGGUAGGUGCCUGGUGGCUUGGCUAUCUGAUAGCAGGAACUGUAAGUCUUCUUGCAGCCGUGCCUUUCUGGUGUUUACCAAAGAAUUUACCAAGACCCCAAAGUAGAGAGGAGUCCAGUUCCUGCUCUGAGAAAUCCAGGUUCAUUGUGGAUGAUCAGGUCAACUACCAAACAGCUCAUGGAGAAAAAGCAAAAAUGCUGGAAAUGGCAAGAGAUUUUCUUCCAUCUCUGAAGAAUCUUUUGGGGAAUCCAGUAUACUUCUUGUAUCUGUGUGCGAGCACCAUUCAGUUCAAUUCUUUAUUUGGCAUGGUGACCUAUAAACCCAAGUACAUCGAGCAGCAGUAUGGGCAGUCAUCCUCCAAAGCCAACUUUGUCAUCGGGCUUAUCAACAUACCAGCAGUAGCCCUUGGAGUAUUCUCUGGGGGAAUAGUAAUGAAAAAAUUCAAAAUCAGUGUGUGUGGAGCUGCAAAACUCUACUUGGGAUCAGCGGUCUUUGGUUACCUCCUGUUCCUUUCCCUGUUUGCACUGGGCUGUGAAAACUUGGAUGUGGCAGGACUGACAGUCUCCUACCAAGGAACCAAACCUGUCUCUUAUCAUGAACGAGCUCUCUUUUCAGAUUGCAACACAAGAUGCAAAUGUUCAGAGACAAAAUGGGAACCCAUGUGUGGUGAGAAUGGAAUCACAUAUGCAUCACCUUGUCUUGCUGGCUGCCAAACCUCCAACAGGACUGGAAAUAAUAUCAUAUUUUAUAACUGCACCUGUGUGGAAAUUGCAACCUCUAAAUCAGGAGAUUCCUCCGGCGUGGUGGGGAGAUGUCAGAAAGACAAUGGAUGUCCCAGAAUGUUUCUGUAUUUUCUUGUGAUUUCAGUGAUUACAUCUUACACUUUAUCACUAGGUGGCAUACCUGGAUACAUAUUACUUCUGAGGUGCAUUAAGCCACAACUUAAGUCUUUUGCCCUGGGUAUCUACACCUUAGCUGUAAGAGUUCUUGCAGGAAUCCCAGCUCCAGUAUACUUUGGAGUUUUGAUUGACACUUCCUGCCUCAAAUGGGGAUUUAAAAGAUGUGGAAGUAGAGGAUCCUGCAGAUUAUAUGAUUCAAAUUCUUUCAGACACAUAUACCUGGGAGUAACCCUAAUACUGGGUACAGUGUCCAUUUUCCUAAGCUUUGCAGUGCUUUUCAUUUUAAAGAAAAAAGAUGUUUCAAAGCACAGAAGUUUCAUAGCCAAGAGAGAAAGAACAAUGGUGUCUACAAGAUUCAGGAAGGAAAAUUCUAUUCCAAGUGACCAUCUGCUUCAGCCCAACUGCUGGCCAGGCAAGGAAACGCAACUCUAGGAAAAUGAUUGCCGGAAGCCAUAUUUCCUAACUUGUUGAAGUUUUGCAAUGUAUUUUGAUGAAAAUGGUUUUAAAAUGUGUAAUAUCUUUUUUCUUUCAAAAAUGUCUAUAUGAUUCUGACUUGAGAUCUUAGAUAAUACACUUGAAAGUAAUAUAACUAAGUAGAACAAGAUGUGGAUGAUAGAACUAAUUUUAAGCCUUUUAAAUUUAUAUACAAAUUUCUUAUAUUAUUUACUUACCCUGCUUUACUUUGCCUUGUGCCAGUUGAUGUAUUUGCUGUAUUCCUCUUAGAACAACUGCCUCUAUUGGAUGCUGUUAUGUAUAAAGCAAUUUACAACUGAGUUAUUUGUCUAUAGUAAGAGAAAAUGUUUGAAAGAUUAAUUAACAUCUCAAGUUCCAUUGAGUUCAACCUUAAUGACGAUGUUAGACUUGAGUUAGAAUCCGUAGAUGGAGAUUUCAUUUUAAGCUCCUCAUUUCUUUUGAAAUACAAUAAUUAAUAUAGAUAAAUGUAGUGGCAGGUGCUAUUGGGAGUUGAAUUGUUUUUCUAUUCAUUUAUAUGUGCUAUUUGUAUGACACCUUUAGGGAUAGGGAACCUUUUUUCUUCUAGUGAUCAUUUGGAUAUUUAUAAGCUCAUUUGAAGACCACAUAAAGUUAUCAGCUUAAAAAAUUAGCCUACUAUAUAUUUAUUGAACUUUGAGUCCUGCCUGUGGUUGUCUUGGCAAGGCCAGACCAAAUGAUUUUGUGGCCUUAUACGGCUUGUGGAUUGGACAUUCCCUACCUUUGCAUGUGAACAUGGUUGUAAGUUAAUAAAAUGAAUGGUAACCUGU